AUGGCACACGCUCUCUCCAGAGAAGUAAAGUCGCUGUUCAAAUCCUUCCGUUCUCCCGCUCCUGAAUCUCUCCAUCGCCCUGAUGCCGUGUUGAAGCAGGCCGACAUCACUGGCAACACCACAGAGAGCUUUUCUGCUGCUCAAUCACCAACCUCGUUGGAGCAACCCGUCCUCAUCGAACUCUUCCAGUCCCAAGGCUGCAAUUCCUGCCCUCCCACCAACGACAACCUCAUCUCUUUCGUGCAAUCCCAUCAGUCCUCACAACAAUCUCCAUCUCCGCUACGUUUUUACGCCAGCCGAUCCCUGUCUUCUUCCCCAACCACCGUCUCAAAUUCGUCUCCCGGACCCGAGUACUUGUUGCUCACGUACCAAGUAACGUAUUGGAACUAUCUCGGCUGGGAAGACACUUUCAGCUUACCCAUCAACGACGUCCGGCAGCGAGAAUAUGUGAGAAGGAUGGGUUUGCGCGGGGCGUACACUCCGAUGGUGGUGGUGAAUGGGCGAGGCGUCGGCGUGGGUAACACUAGGGGAGAUUUCGAGCGGAUUCUACGGGACGGACAAAAGUCCGGGGGUGAGACGGAGAAGGUGAGUAUCAAGGGUCUGUUAGAAGGGGACGAAGGCGGAGAGCUGGUACUCGAGAUUGACGCGACGAACCUCCCACCGUCAUACUCGCAAUCUGCUGCCCAACAAAUCGAGGUAUGGGAAAUAGCAUACACCCCCAUAUCGCAAGAUGUACAUAUCCCGCGCGGCGAGAAUGCAGGUCGCACACUCCCACAUCUCAACGUCGUCAGGGACGUGCGAAGACUGGGAUCCCUUGAGCGUGGGACAAAGGCGCAUUUCCAGAUCCCACGGCAUAGUGAUAGACGGGCAAGCUUUGGGCAGGGGAAGGUGGUGAUCGUGCAGGACGGCAAGGGCGGUGGGAUCUGUGGUCUUUUGAGAAUGUGA
Cladophialophora psammophila CBS 110553 is the source of this 945-nucleotide messenger RNA. RefSeq lists its product as uncharacterized. Bases 1 to 945 code for a protein of 314 amino acids. The transcript has a single exon. Lineage: Eukaryota; Fungi; Ascomycota; Eurotiomycetes; Chaetothyriales; Herpotrichiellaceae. The record is from RefSeq and is a predicted model, not a curated record.